ACCUCCCCUCUUCUCUCCAUGUAAACUCAACAAAACCACACAAAACCAUUUCCUUUCAUCUCUCUCUCUCUCUUUCUCUCCUCAUACAAUCAUAGAAAAAAAAAAUAAAGAGGAGAAAGAAAGAAAAAAUAAAUACAAAUAGAAUAAAAUGGCUCGUAAAACUCUAGUAAAUCCUUUUAUUCUGGUCCUCCUCCUUGUCGUCCCUUGCAUCGCUGCAUUUAACGUGACAACGCUGUCGUUCAACGACGCCUACGCGCCGCUCUUCGGUUUCAACAACAUCGUGCGGUCGGCCGACGACCGCAGCGUCCGCCUCAUUCUCGACCGAUCCUACGGGUCUGGAUUUAUAUCAUCUGAUAUGUACCUCCAUGGCUUCUUUAGUGCUUCUAUUAAGCUCCCCUCUGAUUACACCGCAGGAAUUGUUGUUGCAUUUUAUACCUCGAACGGAGACGUGUUUGAAAAGACGCACGACGAGCUGGACUUCGAGUUUCUGGGCAACAUCAGAGGGAAGGAGUGGAGGGUGCAGACCAACAUGUACGGCAACGGCAGCACCUCGCGCGGCCGCGAGGAGCGCUACCUCCUCCCGUUCGACCCCACUGCCGACUUCCACCUAUACUCCAUCCUCUGGACCGCCCAAAACAUCAUUUUCUACAUUGACGACAUUCCGAUCCGGGAGGUUCGUCGGUCGGAGGUCGUGGGCGGCGACUACCCGUCGAAGCCGAUGUCGCUCUACGCCACCAUCUGGGACGCCUCGAACUGGGCCACGGCCGGCGGCCGCUACAAGGUCAACUACAAGUACGGCCCCUUCGUCUCCGAAUUCUCCGACCUCGCCCUCCUCGGCUGCCGCGUCGACCCUCUCCAGGCGCCGCCGUCGACUUCCCGGAACUGCACUGCCUCCGACGCGGAGCUCGCGGCCACCGGCCUGGCCGUGAUGACGCCGGAGAGGCGCCGUGCGAUGCGCCAGUUCCGGGAGCGGUACAUGACCUACUCCUUCUGCUACGACACGCUGCGGUACCCCGAAACGUUUUCCGACUGCGACAUCGUGGAGUCCGAGAAGAGUCGAUUUAAGGAGACCGGGCAUUUGAGGUUCAGCGGCAGUGGCAGCGGCAGCAGCAGCGGCGGUCGCCAUCGCCGCCGGUAUGGGAGGAGACGGGCUCGGGUUCCGGUGGCCGCCGACGCCGAGAAACAGGCCGCAAUGUGA
This is a messenger RNA of Ananas comosus (pineapple), 1198 nucleotides long. RefSeq names its product probable xyloglucan endotransglucosylase/hydrolase protein 30. Gene Ontology annotation, cellular component: apoplast; cell wall. The record is from RefSeq and is a predicted model, not a curated record. The coding region runs from base 149 to 1198 and encodes 349 amino acids. Lineage: Eukaryota; Viridiplantae; Streptophyta; Magnoliopsida; Poales; Bromeliaceae. The transcript is spliced from 4 exons. Gene Ontology annotation, molecular function: hydrolase activity, hydrolyzing O-glycosyl compounds; xyloglucan:xyloglucosyl transferase activity. Gene Ontology annotation, biological process: xyloglucan metabolic process; cell wall biogenesis.